UGGUGGCUUCCCGCGGGCAGCGAGGGGAGCAGCAGUCGCCAUGUCCGGCUUUGACGACCCCGGCAUUUACUACAGCGACAGUUUUGGGGGCGAUGCGUCGGUGGACGAGGGGCAGGUUCGGAAGUCGCAGCUGCAGAAGCGGUUCAAGGAGUUUCUGCGGCAGUACCGGGUGGGCACGGACCGGACGGGCUUCACCUUCAAAUACAGGGAUGAGCUUAAACGGCACUAUAACCUGAGUCAGUACUGGGUGGAGGUGGAGAUGGAAGACUUGGCUAGCUUUGAUGAAGAUCUUGCUGACUAUCUUUACAAGCAGCCAGCGGAGCACCUGCAGCUGUUGGAAGAAGCAGCAAAAGAAGUCGCAGAUGAGGUCACCCGUCCUCGUCCUUCAGGGGAGGAAACUCUCCAAGACAUCCAGGUGAUGUUGAGAUCGGAUGCCAAUGCAGCCAACAUCCGCAGCCUGAAGUCUGACCAGAUGUCCCACCUUGUGAAGAUCCCUGGGAUCGUAAUUGCAGCAACCCCUGUGAGAGCCAAAGCCACCAGAAUAGCCAUCCAGUGCCGCAGCUGCCGUAAUACCAUCAGCAACAUUGCGGUGCGCCCAGGCCUGGAGGGUUACGCUCUCCCCAGGAAAUGCAACACAGAACAAGCCGGCCGCCCAAAGUGCCCGCUGGACCCCUAUUUCAUCAUGCCAGAUAAGUGCAAGUGUGUGGACUUCCAGGUCCUGAAGCUGCAGGAGUCCCCGGACGCUGUGCCGCACGGGGAGAUGCCCCGGCACUUGCAGCUGUACUGCGACAGGUACCUGUGUGACAAAGUUGUCCCAGGGAACAGAGUCACUAUCAUGGGCAUCUACUCCAUCAAGAAAUCUGCCCAGAGCAAGAAUAGAAGCCGUGACAACGUGGGCGUGGGCAUCCGAAGUGCUUACAUCCGCGUGGUGGGCAUCCAGGUGGAUGUGGAGGGCUCAGGACACAGUUUUGCUGGCUCGGUGACCCCUCAAGAAGAGGAGGAGCUUCGUCGCCUUGCUGCCAUGACCAACAUCUACGAGACCAUUGCCAAAAGCAUCGCACCCUCCAUCUAUGGCAGCACCGACAUCAAGAAGGCCAUUGCCUGCCUCUUAUUUGGAGGCUCUCGCAAGAGGCUCCCAGAUGGGCUGACCCGCAGAGGAGACAUCAACUUACUGAUGCUGGGUGACCCCGGCACAGCCAAAUCCCAGCUGCUGAAGUUCGUCGAGAAGUGUUCGCCCAUUGGGGUGUACACCUCGGGGAAAGGCAGCAGCGCUGCUGGCUUGACGGCCUCGGUGAUCCGCGACCCUUCCUCCAGGAGUUUCUUCAUGGAGGGAGGAGCCAUGGUGCUGGCAGACGGGGGAGUGGUGUGCAUCGAUGAGUUCGACAAGAUGCGGGAGGAUGACCGCGUGGCCAUUCAUGAGGCCAUGGAGCAGCAGACCAUCUCCAUUGCUAAGGCAGGAAUCACAACCACACUCAACUCCCGCUGCUCAGUGCUGGCAGCUGCCAACUCCGUCUUCGGGCGCUGGGACGAGACCAAGGGCGAGGAGAACAUUGAUUUUAUGCCCACCAUCCUGUCCCGAUUUGACAUGAUUUUCAUCGUCAAGGAUGAGCACAACGAGGAGCGAGACAUGACACUGGCCAAGCAUGUGAUGUCCUUACACGUGAGCGCCUUGACGCAGACCCAGGCCGUGGAGGGCGAGAUUGAGCUGAACAAGCUGAAGAAACUCAUCUCCUUCUGUCGGACGAAGUGUGGCCCUCGGCUGUCAGCGGCGGCGGCGGAGAAGCUGAAGAACCGCUACAUCCUGAUGCGGAGCGGCACUCGCCAGCACGAGCAGGAGAGCGACCGCCGCUCCAGCAUCCCCAUCACCAUCCGGCAGCUGGAAGCCAUCGUGCGCAUUGCCGAGUCCCUGGGGAAGAUGAAGCUUCAGCCCUUUGCCACAGAGGCAGAUGUUGAGGAGGCCUUGCGGCUCUUCCAGGUGUCCACGCUUGAUGCAGCCAUGUCGGGCAGCCUGUCAGGGGCAGAAGGCUUCACGACACAGGAGGACCAAGAGAUGCUGUCCCGCAUUGAGAAGCAGCUCAAGCGCCGGUUCGCCAUCGGCUCUCAGGUGUCGGAGCACAGCAUUGUCCAGGACUUCAUGCGGCAGAAAUAUCCAGAACACGCCAUCUACAAGGUGCUGCAGCUGAUGAUGCGACGGGGGGAGAUCCAGCACCGCAUGCAACGCAAAGUCCUCUAUCGCAUCAAGUGACCUUCCUGUCCCACACGCGGGGAGGGAACCGCUGCUGCCUGACACAGGCCUGCGUGCAGGCAGAGUGCCCCAUGGGGUCGGAGCCUGCUCCUGGAAGAAGCUUUUCCUUGGGGAGCUAAACAGCCCAGGGCCUCCCUCUUGAACCAGGGUUUGGGGUGGGCAGGGUUCCCCUUGGGUGCUCUGUCACUGUGUCAUAUCGAUGUUUCUUUGAGCUCCAAAAGCUUUUAGUUUGUAUUAAAAUAAAAACUGAUACUGGUA
This is a messenger RNA of Gymnogyps californianus (California condor), 2503 nucleotides long. RefSeq names its product minichromosome maintenance complex component 5 (gene MCM5). The record is from RefSeq and is a predicted model, not a curated record. The transcript is spliced from 17 exons. Gene Ontology annotation, molecular function: DNA replication origin binding; ATP binding; single-stranded DNA helicase activity. The coding region runs from base 41 to 2245 and encodes 734 amino acids. Lineage: Eukaryota; Metazoa; Chordata; Aves; Accipitriformes; Cathartidae. Gene Ontology annotation, biological process: DNA replication initiation; DNA replication; double-strand break repair via break-induced replication. Gene Ontology annotation, cellular component: MCM complex; nucleus.